Messenger RNA from Annulohypoxylon maeteangense, 3435 nucleotides. RefSeq lists its product as uncharacterized. NCBI's taxonomy places the organism in Eukaryota, Fungi, Ascomycota, Sordariomycetes, Xylariales, Hypoxylaceae. The coding region runs from base 1 to 3435 and encodes 1144 amino acids. The record is from RefSeq and is a predicted model, not a curated record. Gene Ontology annotation, molecular function: protein binding; metal ion transmembrane transporter activity. Gene Ontology annotation, cellular component: membrane. The transcript is spliced from 5 exons. Gene Ontology annotation, biological process: metal ion transport; transmembrane transport.
AUGGCAAGCCAAGCCAGCGUAGCAAGCAGUCAACCCGACCCACGACAAUUGAGACUCAUCGCCGCUUCUGCUCAAGCCAACGAAGCUAGAGUUCGCGAUAUACUAGCCGAAGACCCUCCUUGGACUUCGAGCACCGAUCAUGACGCGCUUCGCCAAUCUCUCCAAAAAGCAGCCGCGCGCGGCAAACUCUCCAUCGUCCUCCUCCUACUCGAUCACGGCGCCGAGCUGAAUCCUAGAAAAGACAAUGAAAUCCCUGCCUUAGUGAAAGCAGCUGAGGGAGGACAAGCUGAAAUCGUAGCCGAGCUGCUGAAGCGUGGCGCCGAUCCGAACGGACGUAACCGCAACGGGCAGACUGCUCUAUUUAGCGCGUGCUUAAAGGGUUAUAAUAAGGUGGUUGAGAAGUUGCUAAACGGAAAGGCAAAUGUAGAAGCUCAAGACAAGGAAGGUCGGUCUCCCUUGCUUUUUCUAGCUUCAGAGAAACCCGGGAAGGGGAAGUGGACUCUUGAGACUCUGAAGCUACUCCUAAGCAACGGGGCCAAUCUCGAAGUCAAAGAUCAGAUUGGGAGAACGCCACUCCUGUGGGCUGCUACGAAUGGGAAUGUCGAACUCGCUCGUGUCCUCCUCGAGAACUAUGCGCGUCUCGAUGUUACAAAUAACCGCGGGCGAACGGCUUUACAUCUCGCUGCUGAGGGUAGUCAUAAGGAGCAGUCUGAAGAAAUGGUAAGGCUUCUGCUUGACCAUGAAGCUGAUCCUAGCGCAGUGAGUGACGGCGGUUGGACGCCCCUCCACAAUGCUGCUCAGAGUGGCUAUGCGCCCAUCGUUGCGCUGCUGCUUGAAACUGGCGCUAAUGUAAAUGCUGUGCUUUCGAACGGGAUGACGCCUCUACACUGGGCUGCUUUUAAUGGCUGUGAGGAAGUUGUACAACUUAUAUUGACUCGUUUUGAUGUGAACUUAUCUAUUAAGGACAGUUUCAAUCGAACAGCUAUGCUUUGCGCCGCCGAGAAGAACCACCCCGAGAUUGUCCAGCUGCUUUCCCCCGCACGCGGCGCCGAUCGAUUAUCCCCAGUCGCGCAACAAGCUUGCCGGGCCUUCGAGGCCACCGUCGUAGACUUUGGCCAAUUCGAGAAGAAACAGCUCGUUUCGAAGUAUUCCGUUUACGAACUUCUGUACGGCUGGGAUCACGAGAACGAGAAACCAAAAGUCCCUACCCUGACGAAGAAUAUUAAGUAUCAGCCGGAUUUCCGGUGGAUCCAUCUGCCCGCGAAUAAUAUAGCAUGGGUUGAGACUCUCCUUGCGAAAUCUUUCAUCGAGGCGGGGCACCGGGACAUCGAAGCCUUUAAAGCGCUGGAGAAAUGCUUUGACCAAGAACACCAGGGGCAACAUGCGCAUGCGCAUUUCAUGAGGACAUUUUCUAAUCGUAUUACUUCACCUCGGGCUGGCCUUCAAGAUAAAAGAGACGACAAAUCGUCUCUAGCCCCAUUAUCCGAAGAACCGUCAGAUGUUAGUAUGGGAUCGACACAAAAUAGCACCAAUGAUGGGGAUUCCCCUAAGAAGUCAAGUGAUCAUUUCGAGGAUGACAUGCCAACAAAAAAGAAGAGCAAGUCCGAAAUGAUCGCCGAGAGACAUCCUAAGAAGCAUAAGCGAGCCAAAGGUCCUCCCGGUAACCCGCCUCAGAGACAAGAUAGCUUCGCAAGCAACUUGAGUGGCAAAUUCCAGGCUCCGCUUGCUUGGGAGACCCCUAAGUUUGCGGCUUCGAGUGGGAAAAUAGUAUUAUUUAUGCCAUUCUUACACUACGAAACAGACGAGCGGCGGCGCAAGAUGAGCAAGGCCAUCAAGAAUGUUUACGAAGACCGACAAGUCUUGGAUAAUUCAUCUCGGGAUUCUCUCAUCGUCAAUGCAUAUCUGAAAAGUGAACCGCGUCUCCAUCCACGAAGGACGCUUGACCAGUUCUUCUACCACGGUAUCGACACGUCGGCAAGAGAUACGGAUCAAGUCGUCUACAGAUAUUGCAAGAGGCAUAAUAAAGAGCCGAAGGUAUUCAUGGUUGAUCAACUGUGGCUUUGGAUCAUCGGAAAGGAUCUUGUUAUUACCUGCUUCCCGCAACGCUGGGACCAGCCUAAACAGGAUCCUUUAAAUGUUCUAGACGGCAUCAUCGAGGAGACGAAUGCCAAGACUAGACCGCCGAUUGGCUCUGUGUGCCGAUGUUCCGGAACAUUCGACCGACACCGUCUCGACAAUCAGGAUUUCCAAUUCUUGGACAUGUUCGAGAGUUCUAUCGGCCUCGUUACAGAUCGCGAAAGCCAACUCUUCAGCCGAUUUAACAAAGCUUCAGCCCAAUCCGCCCAAUGGCUCCAGCACCACCGUCGGCGACGCAGCAUGGGCCGACCCGCUCGACUCCCUUCCUUUGGAUCUCCGAAUGAAUACCACGGCAAGGAUAUGGACCAAUUCCCCGAUGCGCUCCUCGACAUCGGCGUCGAAACAUCGCUCUUAGCUGAAAUCAAAGAUAUCCGCGACGAGCUCGGCAUCAUCACCGGACUCCUCGAAGGCCAGCUCUCGACACUCGACGACUUCGAAAUGCAAAUCACAGACGAACUCCGCAGCAACAGCGGAACAGGCGAAAACCGCCGCGCAAUCGACCUCGCCGUCACGGAUAUCCGCAAACGGUCCCGCGAACAACUCCGCGGCCUCGAAAUCCGGAAGAAGGAUAUCGAGCGCAUGGACCACCAAGCCGAGUCGCUAUACCGCAACCUAACGGACCUCCUGGACCUCAAGCAGAAGCACUCAAACGCGCUGGAGGCCCGGUUCGCGGGCGACCAGGCGGUGAUUGCCGCGAGGCAAGGGCAGACGGUUAUGGUGUUUACAAUCGUCACGAUUAUCUUUCUGCCCAUGAGUUUCAUCGCUGCCUUUUUCGCUAUCAAUCUCCAGGAGUGGGAGGGUGGGAAGCUGACCAUUCCGUAUGUGAGUAAGUAUUUGUUUGGUAUUGGGCUGGGGGUCAGUGUGCCCCUUAUCGCGACGGCGUUUACGAUUACGGAUAUUUCGGAUACGGUUAGGGGGUUUACUGAUAGGUGUUUUGGUGCGCGGGGGAGGGGGAGGAGGAGGAAGGAACGUGGUGGUGGAGGGGGGGUCGAGGAGGAGACGGUUGUUAUUCAGCCGAAGACCUCGCUGUCGUCGCAUCGGCUGGGGAGAGAGCAGCUAUUGGACGGAGCGUCGUCGCGUGUGCUCCCUACUAGACAUAGUCGCGAGCGCAGCACCGAUUACUACGCCGCGGCACGGUUGUCGCCUACAUCGUUCGGCCAGAGGAUAGCCGGUGGGCCGCGGAAAGUCAGUUUCAGUAGCGCGAAUGCGGCGGGUUCGUGGGCCCGGCCGAGCUUGGAUAGGAGUCGGAGAGGAAGACUAAGUGAGGAUUUGGAAAAGGGAAGACGGAAUUACGCAUAA